Molecule: messenger RNA, 528 nt
Organism: Colletotrichum navitas
Lineage: Eukaryota; Fungi; Ascomycota; Sordariomycetes; Glomerellales; Glomerellaceae
Exons: 3
Coding region: 1-528 (175 amino acids)
Source: RefSeq, a predicted model, not a curated record
AUGUCCUUGCUCGCUGGCUUGCCAAUGACCGGCUAUACAUACAUCAAGGGCGUCGGCCGUCUUCUCGACGCGCUGAACCUACCCGACGUCGCCUCCACCGCCGCGGAGCCGCCGCUCGUCGACGCCCUCGUCAACGUCCGCCGGGAGGAGAAGUUUUUCGUCGACACGGCCGCGAGUUUCGGCAUCGAGGUGAAUCUGCCUGCCUCCCGCGCCGGCGUCGUCGAGCAAGACGAAAAGCUUAACGGCCUAAAGCGCGAGAGGCUUGCCAGGGACGGGCUGGACGCAUCUGCGGAUGGCAGUCGGGACGUGGACGGUGGUGCGUUGAGAAAGGAGUUCAUCCCAAGUUGGAGCAGCGAUGAGUUUAGAGUCUUCGUAGACGAGCUGGGAGCCAUCAUCGACCAAGGAUAUGAGGAGGCAGAGAAGAAGGGAGAGGAGGGCGUUGAGAGCUAUUUACAAGGGGCGCGCUGGGGGUUUGGAAGGAGCUCAUGCUUGCUGAGGAAACGUUCUGGCCUGCUCAGGACUGAGUGA